GCAGCGUCUAUGCAAGUCUAUAACGCCUUCGACUGGUUCGUUCCAUCGGUCGCUUGGACGCGAGAGAACCCUAACUAUGUUCCGUAGCUAGCUUUUCCGCCACCUUUUCUGGUCUCGGCGACGGUUGAACCCUCGAUUUGAAGGCGAUGAGCGAACCCCAACCAACCGAUUCCUUCGCGGGCGAUCCUCCUCCGAUGGCGGACCCGAGUUCCGGCGCGGUGUCGCCGGAGCCGGUGGCGGAAGCUGGUGCCACCGCGGAUGUUGGAUGCACGUCGAGGAAGGAGAAGCGGAAGGCUCUGAAGAAACUGAAGCGGAAGCAGACGAGAAGGGAGGCCGCGAUUCGGGAGAGGGAGGAGGACGAGGCGCGGUCCAAUGACCCGGAGGAGCAGCGUAAGAUCCGACUGAGGGAGCAGGAGGAGGUCGAGAUCGCGGAGAGGGAGCGGAAGCUGUUCGAGGAGCGGGAGAGGUUGUGGUUCGAGGCGGCCGCGGCGAGGAAGGCGGCUGAGGAAGAGGAGGAGCAGCGGCGGAAGGAGCUCAUGGAGAAAUCUCAAGAGAAGAAUCAGCAUGAUGCUCAUGUAAAUGAGGUGGAUGGAGAUGAUGAAUGGGAUUAUAUUGAAGAAGGUCCUGCUGAAAUCAUCUGGCAGGGGAAUGAGAUCAUAGUCAAAAAGAAAAGGGUGAGAGUUGCAAAGAAAAAUGCUAAUAAACAGCAAUCUGAAGAGGAUGAUAACAGACCAACUUCCAAUCCGCUACCUCCACAGUCUGUAGCUUUUGCUUCAUACAUGAACGGUCCAUCAAUUUCUGCACAAGAAGUGCUGGAAAGGGUUGCCCAAGAAGUUCCAAAUUUUGGAACAGAGCAAGAUAAAGCUCAUUGCCCAUUUCACCUCAAGACAGGAGCUUGUCGUUUUGGGCCACGCUGUAGUAGAGUUCAUUUUCAUCCUGAUAAAUCUUGCACAUUGCUCAUCAAAAAUAUGUAUAAUGGUCCAGGCCUUGUUUCGGAGCAGGAUGAGGGGCUUGAGUAUACAGAUGAAGAGGUUGAACGUUGUUAUGAAGAAUUUUAUGAAGAUGUGCAUACAGAGUUCCUGAAGUUCGGUGAACUUGUAAACUUCAAGGUGUGCAAGAAUGGUUCUUACCAUCUACGUGGAAAUGUAUAUGUACACUACAUGUUCCUGGACUCGGCUGUUCUUGCUUAUAACAACAUUAACGGUCGUUUUUUCGCUGGAAAACAGAUAACAUGUGAGUUCGUUGGUGUGACAAAGUGGAAGGUUGCUAUAUGUGGCGAAUACAUGAAAUCGAAGUUAAAAACUUGUUCUCAUGGGUCUGCUUGCAAUUUCAUUCACUGCUUCCGCAACCCUGGAGGAGAUUAUGAGUGGGCUGAUUGGGACAACCCUCCGCCUAAGUACUGGAUCAGAAAGAUGAUUGCUUUAUUUGGUCCUUCAAAUGAGUAUGAGCAUCACAAGCAGGUGGAUUUGAAAGAAUUUGAUAGGCCAAGGUGUUCAGAUAGGAAGAGAACACCAAUAGACAAAUGUAGGUACUUCUCUAGAAGGUCUGACAGUGAGCUGGAUGAACUCGAUAAUGAUUCUCCUGCCAAAAACAGGAGGGAGCAAUCAAGUAGGAGCAAAGAGAAGCCCGCUUCUCUGGAAAAGCAUGAACGAUCUGAAGAAUAUGAUAAGUUAAACUAUUAUGAUGACCGGGAAUAUAAGAGGAAACACAGGGAAGACUCAUUGGGGCAAAAAAGAGUAAAGCCCUAUGUCAAUGAGCACAUGAAAUCAAAAAGGUAUAAAUCAAGAUUUCAGGAACAACAGAAGUAUGCACAAUUUUCAGACUACACUGAUGAUGACAGAGAACUUAGCGAUGGCCAUUCCAAUAGCCUCUCAAGUGACAAGUCCAGUCACAGGCUUAGCAUUGAUGAAGAACGCUACAACGGAAGAAGUUGUUCUGAUGAUCUUGGUUCCGAUGUAGACCCUUCUCGCAGAAUCACCUCACAGCACAGUGGUUGCCUCACUGAAAGUAGAGAAUAUGGUCGACUAUCAAAGCAUAAGUCCUAUGACUAUGAGAUCGAUGGUCAUAGUGGUAAAUUUGGAAAACCGAACGAUCACCAUUUGAGAGUUUCUUCUCAUGAUCUUGAUUGGAAAGCCAGAAGUGAAGGUUCUGAUCUAGAGGAUGCUGAUGCUCGUUUACCACAUAGCAGAAGCAGGCGAGAAAAGAAACAUGAUAGAAGCAGUAGAAAGAGAAAUCUUCACCAGGAAAAGUGCGACGACAAUGAUCGUAGUGAUGAGCCCAGUAACAAAAAGUUGAAGAGGAAGGAAGAGAAGAGAUACUCCGGUAGGUCUUCAGGCAGACAGACAGUUCGAUAAGAAGUAUUGAUUGAUAGUUAUGAUCCACGAGUCUUUGUUCGGUGUCAGGUUAUCAUUACCUUUUUUUUAAAAAAAAAAUCUUUUUUAGCCUCUUCCUGCUAAAAGUUUUGAGAAGCUUUAGAUGCUGGCUGGAAGUGCAAUGAUCUUUGGUUUCAAGGAACUAUCAGUAAAUGUUCAUUUUGCCUUCCAACGACGAGCGGUGCUCAACUUGUGACAAGCUCCUGAAGUUUUGAGUUCUUUUACAUUCAUUUGUGA
Molecule: messenger RNA, 2609 nt
Organism: Musa acuminata subsp. malaccensis (wild Malaysian banana)
Lineage: Eukaryota; Viridiplantae; Streptophyta; Magnoliopsida; Zingiberales; Musaceae
Product: zinc finger CCCH domain-containing protein 5
Biological process (GO): mRNA splicing, via spliceosome
Cellular component (GO): U2AF complex; spliceosomal complex
Molecular function (GO): metal ion binding; pre-mRNA 3'-splice site binding
Source: RefSeq, a predicted model, not a curated record